AUUUUUUAAAGACUUUGCUUUCUCUUAGAAGACUUUUUGUUCCCACGAGAAACUUUAAGUUUCAUCACCAUGUUCCCUUAGGCACCAAACUGUCUUGCAGUAGGCCUUUUCUCACAGCAAAAGUAGUUUAAUUGGUGGCUUGAAGACGUAUUUUCGUCUAAUCCUGAGUACGGGAGUAUUUAAACAGCCUCUGGGGGAAAGGCAUGGCUAGUCCAGAAACAGGGAAACAAGCUUGGCUGUCUCACUCACUCCCUCAAACAAUCACACACAUCUACCUGGGCACCAUGAUCUUCCUAAUGGAUUUACAAAUGAUGCUGCUGGACGUAGUGUACUUCAUCCUGCGCUCUUGUCUGCGGAUCGUGCUGAGACCACGUACGAAGCCCAUAGACGGCGAGUUGGUGCUAAUAACCGGCUCUGGAGGAGCGCUGGGCCGCCUGUUCGCCCUGGAGUUCUCGAAACACGGUGCAGAAGUGGUGCUGUGGGACUUCAACAGAGAAACUAAUGAGGAGACAGCCAAGAUGGUGAGGGCGCAAGGGGGCCAGGCACACGCGUACACGGUGGACGUGACAAACCGGGAAGAAGUGUACCGCACUGCCGACCAGGUACGGAAGGAGGUGGGAAGGGAUGUGACCUACUUGGUGAACAAUGCCGGGGUGGUGGCCGGUGAGAGACUCCUGGACUGUCCCGAUACCAUGGUGGAGAGGACACUGAAAGUAAACUGCCACGCCCUCUUCUGGACUGUGAAGGCGUUCCUCCCUCAGAUGAAGGCCAAAAAUCAUGGCCACAUCAUCACUAUAGCCAGUGUCCUUGGACUCUUCAGCACAGCCUGUGUAGAGGAUUACUGUGCCAGUAAGUUUGCUGCGGUGGGGUUUCAUGAGUCUCUGGCCCACGAACUGCUGACAGAAGAGGACGUGGAUGGAGUGAAGACCACUCUUGUGUGCCCUUAUGUUGUGGACACUGGCAUGUUUGACGGCUGCAGGAUUAGGGAAGAGGUUGAACUGAUUCUGCCUCCACUGGAGCCCUUGUACUGUGUACAGCAGGCUAUGAAUGCCAUUCUCAUAGACCAGCCACUAGUGUGCAUCCCCAGACUAACCUACCUGCCCUUCCUGGCCAGAGCCCUGUUGCCAUGGGAAUCCAAUGUGGCGACAUACCGCUUUAUGGGUUCAGACCAGUGCAUGUACCCGUUCAUUGAGACCAUGAGGAAGAAAAGAGCAGCCAAUGGCCCAAUAAAGGCUGCUUAAACAUCUGGAACACUGCAGAUUUGACUGGUCUUUUUUGAGCAGCAAAUAAUGUGUGAAAUAUUCUUUUUAAUGUUACUUAGUUUAUAUUAUUAUGGAUGUGUGGGUAAAUCACUGUUUUAUGUGAAAUGGGUAUCUUCUGGUCAUCUAGGCCCAAUUCAGCUGUGAUCUGUUUUUCAGGCUGGCUAAUCAGUCAUGGGUGAGCCGUUCAACAAACACUGAUAUGGUUCACAUCUGAAAUUUGUUUCUUAUGCAACUGGAUUGGGACUGGACUGAGCAAGGUCAUUGGGAAUGAUACCUAUUGAAAUACUAAUAUAUAUAUAUGUAUGUAUGCAAUAGUCAAAUAUAUAUAUAUGUGAACAUUUAACUCAAUGUGUGCAGGUGUUUUUUUCUCCAUGGCUUCCAAUUAUAUUGAAAUCGAUAGCUUGUUGUACUUGAUCAUAAAAACAUAAACAAAAUACAAGUUCCAUAUUCUUUUCACACACUCACGGUCAGCGUUGAAGGUAACACAUUACAAGUAAGAUGAGUUACGUAAUCAGAUUACUUUUUUCAAGUAACUAGUAAAGUAAUGCAAUACUUUUUCAAUU
Messenger RNA from Megalobrama amblycephala (Wuchang bream), 1825 nucleotides. RefSeq names its product retinol dehydrogenase 20 (gene rdh20). Gene Ontology annotation, cellular component: lipid droplet. The record is from RefSeq and is a predicted model, not a curated record. The transcript has 5 exons. Bases 204 to 1241 code for a protein of 345 amino acids. Gene Ontology annotation, molecular function: oxidoreductase activity, acting on the CH-OH group of donors, NAD or NADP as acceptor. NCBI's taxonomy places the organism in Eukaryota, Metazoa, Chordata, Actinopteri, Cypriniformes, Xenocyprididae.